This is a messenger RNA of Pomacea canaliculata, 2488 nucleotides long. Its product is annotated as orexin receptor type 2-like. Gene Ontology annotation, molecular function: neuropeptide Y receptor activity. Gene Ontology annotation, cellular component: membrane. The record is from RefSeq and is a predicted model, not a curated record. Gene Ontology annotation, biological process: G protein-coupled receptor signaling pathway. Bases 887 to 1756 code for a protein of 289 amino acids. The transcript has 10 exons. Lineage: Eukaryota; Metazoa; Mollusca; Gastropoda; Architaenioglossa; Ampullariidae.
CAGCAGCAGCAGCAAGUGGCGUGCGUCGUGCAGCACUGGAGCGAUGCGCGUGGUGCGUGCUGCUAUAAAACAAUUUUCUGGCCUGGCCUGCCAGUGCCUGCUGCUGACACCGCGCCCUCAAUGAUGUGGUGAAAACUUAUCUCCUCCUCCUCUGGCUUCUAGUGCCGCCCUUCUCAGGGGGAACGUUCCUCCCGGUGUGGACUUGUGGUAGUUACUGCCGAGGGUUCGAACCCCACUCACUCCGUCAUGCGCGCGGCGGAAUAAACUGUCGUGGGCAUCACUCGUCAAGAAGAAAAAUUCGGCUUUGUUUUUAAAAAAAGUUCCAGGUCUGCCGUCACGAUGAAGAGUUCAUCCAUGCGAGGCAGCUGCCUCGGACUUCCGACCAUCAGGAAAGAGGCUUUGUAGAUGACGGCGAGCACGACACCCGGCAAACACCGACCUGCAAACAGGGGGACAGGAGCAGCGAUUUCCUGGUAGUGGAGACAGAAAAAGUUGAAUAGACUUCUCGCUUGUCAAGAAGCGCCCUCUAGCGACCGAGCAGCAUGCCGGACGACGCCCUGACAGCCACCACCAACAGCAGCAGCAUCAUGGCAGUCAACGGCAGCGGCGCCAAGGACCACAGCCACUGCAAGUACUACCUGCCAGGCCCUCCCAUCGAGCAGUGCUACGCCUCGGAUGAGGAACUCCUCCGGAACAUCGAGGAGUACCUGCAGCCGUCGUGACGGAGUGGAUCUUCCUCGCCCUCUACCUCGUGUGCUUCGUGGUGGGACUGGGGGGCAACGCCCUGGUGGUGUGGGCGGGUGUGCGGAACUCUCACCUGCGCUCCACCACCAACGUGCUGCUCACCAACCUGGCGCUGGCCGACUUCCUGGCCGUCCUGGUGUGCAUGCCGCCCAACUUCGCGCAGACCAUCUGGGAGACCUGGUUCCUGGGCCGCACGCUGUGCAAGCUGGUGGAGUACUACCAGGUGGUGUUUAUCAUCGUCUCAAUCUUGACUCUCACCGCCAUCUCAGUCGAGCGCUGGUUCGCCAUCUGUCGACCUUUGACCUUCAAGCAGACACGGACUCGAGUGAUGCUGUGUCUGGUGUUUAUCUGGAUCGCCGCCCACGUGACUGCGGUGCCCAAGAUGUUUAUCAUCGACACGGUGGAGGACAGUCUGGUGCCCGCCAACCUCACCAUCCUGCUGACCGCCUGCGCCCCCGGCCCCGGACUGCAGGCCAUGGCGAUGGACUACGAGAUCUUCCUGUGCGUCGUCUUCUACGCCAUGCCCAUCGUCGUCAUGGGCUACACCUACACCGCCAUCGCCAUCAAGCUGUGGUCGUCAAAGGCUGGAAUUCUGAUGGAAAGCGACUCCAAGGCUAUGAUGACGCAGCUGAAGGUGAGACGCAGGACGGCCAAGAUGCUCAUCAUCGUCGUCAUCGCCUUUGUCAUCCUGUUCCUGCCUGUUUACAUCUGGAACAUGAUCAGGCUGUCGGCGCCCGAGACCCUGUCCUACAUGGAUGACCAUAUCAUCUCUGGAAUCACUCUGGGUGCUCUUCUUCUUCUGGUCAUAAACAGCUGCAUCAAUCCUAUUAUCUACAACUUCAUGUCAGUGAAGUUCCGCAAUGAGUUCCGCUCAGUGUGUCACUGCUGGCUCAAGAUCUGUGCAGCGACAGACAAAGGUGCAAGGUCCAAUAACCACGAAAUGGAGCCGAUGUCUGUCAAAAGGCAGAGAGAGCAUUUUCCUUCAGUUUUAUUUUCAGAAGAAGCCGAAUGACGGAGUACGACAGCGCUGGAGGUAAGACGAGCCUGACAGAUGCCUGACGGGACUCGCUGGCAGGAAACAGAAGAACGCCAUCUUGUGCUGCGUCACUUCCUACUUACUUUUUGUUUCUAAGCCAAUUGUUUCAAGCAUAAAAUAAGUUUGCUUCGAAUCAAUGCACAGAAGAAAUUCCCAAAGAGUUUUAUUCAGUGAUUGAUUCAGUUCUUAUCAAGUCAAAAAUCCUUCACUCAAUGAGGAAGUUGUUUUUUAAUUAAUAUCAUUUUGUUGACGGCUCAUGUUGCAGACUUUGUGGUUCCUCUCAUCACUCGCCUGUCUUGUUUUAUAAGUGACACACUGUGCGAACAGUUCUGAAAAUAGAACUCUUGUCAUAGCAUGUAGAGUUUCAGUCACAGCAGCUAAGAAAUAUAUUUGUUUAUUGUUGAUACAGCUGUACCUCUGCAUCUCUCCGUGUUUUGGAGAUGCACAAUACUUACUACGCCUCACAUUUUGCGUGUUCGUAAAUAUAUAUCUUGACGCCCAAUGUAACGUUUCCUCCUCCUCCUCCUUCUCAUCAACAAUCAAUCAUCAUCAUAAUCAAUCAUCGAUAUCCAUCAUCAUUGUCAUCAUCCCCCCGCCCCUCGUUGUCUCCCGGGAAGAUGACUUUUUUGCAUUUAUUGUCCUUUCUGUGUAUCAGUGUUUGUAAUAUCUUCCAUAAUAAUAACAGUAAUAAACACGUACAUUGCUUUA